This is a messenger RNA of Lasiodiplodia theobromae, 1101 nucleotides long. RefSeq names its product Carbonic anhydrase. The coding region runs from base 1 to 1101 and encodes 366 amino acids. Lineage: Eukaryota; Fungi; Ascomycota; Dothideomycetes; Botryosphaeriales; Botryosphaeriaceae. The transcript has 2 exons. The record is from RefSeq and is a predicted model, not a curated record. Gene Ontology annotation, molecular function: zinc ion binding; carbonate dehydratase activity.
AUGCUUACCAACAUCUUUUCUGUUGCUCUGUUGCUUUCCUCGGCCAGCGCAAGUUGCCUGCACGGCACUUCGCUGAUGCCUCGCCGCUUGAACAAGCGUGCUGCUGGUGAAGUCGAGGUCAGCAACUUUGGCUACACUGGCCUGACCGGGCCUCUCAACUGGCACAACAUCGAAGCCGACAACGAGUUGUGCAACACUGGAUCCAACCAGUCGCCUAUCAACAUUGACGAUACCGUAGCCUUGGCGACCGAGGCCCCGUCCAUCGACAUCGCCAACGUUGAGGCCGCCGAGUUUGAGAACCUUGGCACCACACUCGAGACGGUCGUUAAUGGCACGACGACGCUGGGCGGGCAGGACUUCAGCCUAGCGCAGUUCCACCUGCACACGCCGUCGGAGCACCGCAUCGGCGAUGAGUACUUCCCGCUCGAGAUGCACAUGGUGCACGAGGCGGCCGACGACUCGGGCAAGAUCGUGGUGUUGGCAGUCCUCUUCCAGCUGAGCGACGACGGCACCACGGGCACCGACCUGCUCUCGGCCGCCACGGCCCACAUUGACGACGUCGUCGAGCCUGGCACCGUGACCGAGACGGCCGCGCUGGACUUUGCGCCGCUCGUCGAGCACCUGACGACCACGCCGCUGCUCAACUACACCGGUAGCUUGACGACGCCGCCGUGCUCCGAGGACGUCACCUUCUUCGUCACCCAGCAGCCCAUGCCGCUCGAUGUUGCGACGUACAACAAGGUCAAGCGCGUCAUCAAGUUCAACAGCCGCUUCACCCAGAACUCGCUCGGCCAGGCCAACCUGCUCGACCAGGGCACGCUCGCCAACAUCGCUGCGGCGGAAGAGCCUGCUGCGGAGGAGGCUGUCGCGGAGGAGGCUGUCGCGGAAGACGAUGCCGCCGCGGAGGAGCCUGCUGCGGAAGAAACCGCAAUGGCAGAGCACGAAACCAGUAAGUCAUCAGCAGCAGCAACGAACUCGACUGCAGAGGCAGCUGCGGGUGAGGGGGAGGAGCAGAAGGUCGCGUCGAACGCGGAGCAGUUGUACGCGCUGAGCGCUAUGCUGCAGGAGGUUGAUUCUGCCAUUCACGAGAUCAUCGGCUGA